Molecule: messenger RNA, 2570 nt
Organism: Triticum dicoccoides
Lineage: Eukaryota; Viridiplantae; Streptophyta; Magnoliopsida; Poales; Poaceae
Exons: 6
Coding region: 63-1658 (531 amino acids)
Molecular function (GO): protein binding
Source: RefSeq, a predicted model, not a curated record
GCGAGCAAGGGAGGCGCCGACCCCAGGAGGUAUCGCCGCGCCGCCGCCGCCGCCGUGGUACCAUGGGGCUGACCCGAUCCCGUCGUGGUACGUCGAUUGCGCCGGUGGCCAAGAGAAAGCGCUCGCCCUGUCAACAAGAAGACGAUGCUCGUCAAGCCUCCAAAAGGAGGAGGCAUUCAGUGCCAGAGCUUCCAGAGGACAUAUGGGAUCGUAUCCUUUCCUUGCUGCCCCUGCGGGAUGCUGCUCGAGCUGGUUGUGUAUCUCGCGCGUUGUUAAGUUCCUGGACACGCCGUCCCAACCUCACCUUCACAGAGGAAACACUCGGCCUGGCUGGAAAUGCAUGUCGAAAACCUGAACUUGCACGAACUUUCCAAAACAGAGUUUACCGCGUUUUGAAAAAACACUCGGGCGUUGGUGUGAAGACAUUCAAGCUUCAUCACUGUGGUUCUGGUUUCAACAUUCGUGAUCUGAACAGGUGGCUUCAGAUUGCAGUUACUCCGGGGAUUGAAGAAGUCGUACUUUCAGUACCAAUGCACCGGAGAAAGUACAAAUACGGGCCUCACUACGGGUACGAAUGGGUGUCUUACAACUUCCCCUGCUCAGUUUUUUCCAACGGGAGUGGAAACUCGAUUCGACAUCUUCACCUCGCCAGUUGUGCCUUCCACCCUGUUGCCGGACUUGCUCGCUUGACAAGGCUGCAUCUGUUUAAGGUGGACAUUACAGGAGAUGAGUUAGGGUGCUUCCUUUCUAAUUCUUUUGCUAUGGAGGAGCUGAAUCUCACUAAAUGCGGUAACGUCAUUCACCUGAAGAUACCUUGCCUGCUACACAGGCUCAACUGCCUGGCGGUGCUACAGUGCGUAGCUCUAAAAGUGAUAGAAAAUAAAGCUCCAAAUCUUUGGAUUGUUCGCAUCGAUAGCCAACCAGAGAAAGUUCCAGUUGGAGAUGUACUGCAAGUGAAGGACCUCCAAAUGCAGGAUUGUUACGAAUCUAACCUCGUUCAUUAUGCUCGUGCCAAGCUUCCGUCCAUUAUGCCAAAUCUUGAAACCCUCAGCCUAGAAUCGACCGGGGAGGUUUUCAAUACGCCAAUCUUGCCUGUCAAAUUCCUCUACCUCAAGAACUUGCGUAUUUUUCUUCAUGAUCGAGGGAUGAAGGGCUUUUCCCCAGGCUACGAUUAUUUUUCUCUCGUUUCUUUUCUGGAUGCUUGUCCUGUCUUGGAGAAUUUUAUCUUGGCUGUAUUACAGGCUAGCGUAAGGCAUGAAUUGAUUUCCGGAGACCUGCAUCUGAGGCAGAUGCCUGAACACCAGCAUGGCAACAUCAAGAAUGUGACGAUCAAGGGCUUCUGCGCUGCAAAGAGCAUGGUCGAGCUAACCUGUCAUAUUCUUGAGAAUGCAACAUCACUCGAGUGCCUUACGUUGGACACCAUAUGUGAUAAUGGCUCUGAAGACCUUGAUAGGACUUUUGACGACGGAAUCGCUAGAUGCUACACAGUGUUAAACUGGCGUAUGCUCGACGAAGGCUAUAGAGGGCUCAGGGCUAUCGAAAGAUACAUUGUGGGGAAAGUUCCCUCUACAGUCAAGCUAAAUGUUAACAAGCUCAGCAGCCGUCGCUAUGCUAUAAAAUCGCAUGAACAAAGUUAUGGCAAUUAUAUUUUCUGGUAAUGUUAAAUGUUGCGUUGAUAGGAUCUCGUAACUUGAAUCUAUUGUUUGAAUGUUGAAAAAUUACAUAGGCCAUGGUUUAUUUAUUUAUUUUUGUAAAACGAACAUAAUUGUGAGUGUUCUGUUAUGUAAUACUAAUACACAUAUCGUUGUGAUCAAACUGUGAAUAUGCUACUUGCCUCCUUUGCAGAACAGAGCUUUAGACACAGGACACAGGCAGAGCCGGUGAGCGGGAGGUUUCAUGGUUUGAGCACGCACUAGGCUACAGACUUUGCUGGCUUAGAAAGUCUCCCUGGAUAUGAAGACGACCAUAGUACAGGCUUGUCAUCAUUGAGUUCCUCCAUUGCUGCAAAGAUGAAACGGGGAGGAGAUACAUUUUAUUAAAGAAAAGACACCCUUAGAUCUGAUCAAUAUCAUUGGAAAUCAUACUAGCCUUCUUCUUCCUCCUAUUACUAGACAGUAAAGAAAAGGGACAUCUGCAAAGACCCCUUGUUGUACCAGGAUUUGAAGACUGCAAUAGUCACUGGCUCCUUGAGACGAGAUCUACAAAUGGCUGAAGCAACAUCAGUUGGAGCAUCACUCAACGCAAUACACACUUGCAAUCGAUCACCAUCAGUUCAGAGGGUUCUAGAAGCUAGACCAUGCCACAGAACAACACGAAAGAAGAUGCCAUAGUCGCCGCACCAAUAGCCAGCCAAUAUCUCUCCUUGAAUGACACAUCGUCUGCCAAGAUCUAAAAGGAGUCAAUAGUCUGGGGACACAGACUCUCACAUGCCUUCGUAGGCGCCGGAUUGGGCAUCGAGGUAGGCAGAGACCAUAGAGACCUUAUUCCAACACGCCAUCGCUGCCACUACAUCGUCGACGUCGUCAGGGAAACAAAAGCCUAAGAAAUAGGAUACAAGACGGACUGGUCCC